Molecule: messenger RNA, 1229 nt
Organism: Paramecium sonneborni
Lineage: Eukaryota; Ciliophora; Oligohymenophorea; Peniculida; Parameciidae
Source: the annotation of a GenBank genome assembly
AUGAGCCUGUUGUAAACUGAAGAGAGAUUGAUGGAUUCACCAAAAAGGACAGAAAGCACUGAUAUAUAAUCAGAGAGUUUAAAAGUUAAGAAAGAAUUGAAUACGUUUUUUAUUGGAGUUUAAUAAACUUCAAAAGUAACUAAUAAUGAGUAUGUUUUUAGGUUACAAGAAAGUAUAUUGAAACAAGCUCACAUGGAAUAUAAUUAUAUUAUCAAGAAUUUACACCUGAAUUUAUUGAUGCAUAAAUUAUUAUUGUGCAUGGAUUUGGUGAACAUUCUGGAAAUUACAAACAAGUAAUAAAAAAUUAUAUGAGUAUUAUAGUUGACAGAUUGUUUCUUACUAAAUAAUUUUAAAGUUCAUCUUUAUGAUCAAAGAGGUUUUGGUUUUUCAGGUGGAAUCAGAAGUAAAGCAACAAUAGAAGAGAUGCAUAUGGAUUUACAAACUAUAUUAGAUUAAAUUGAUAAAUCUAUACCAUUGUUCAUUUUUAGUCAUGCUCUUGGAGCAGCUAUUGUAAUAAGUUUUUGUUUGAUGAAUCCAUAAUUUUCAAUCUAAGGACUUAUAUGUAGUAGUGCUCAAUUUAGAGUUCCUUCAAAAUAUGGAAAAAUGAAAAUGAUCACAUUAUAAAUGAUGGCUAAAAUAUGUCCAGAUUUAUAAAUUAAUACGUAUCAUAAUUUAUCCUUUGCAUCUAAAAAUAAUCAUCACAUAAGAAAAUUAGCAACAGAUCCUUUAAUGAAUCCAUUCAUGAGCAUUUAAUUUGCAUUAAAUGUAUUGUUAUUUUAAUAAUACAUUUUGCCUAAUGCAAAUUAAUUUUAAAUUCCAAUCUUAAUUUUACAUGGCAAACAAGAUAAGAUUGCUUCACACUUAGAUUCAGUAGAUUUCUAUAUCCAAAUUUAAUCCAAAGAAAAGACAAUCAAAAUAUUUGAAUAAGGUUUUCAUGAAAUGCAUAAUGAUUCUGAAUGGCCUAAAAUGAAGACUAUUAUUACAUAAUGGUGCUAAAAAAUGUUAAUUAAAGAAAUUAAAAUCAAUUACUUGAAAUAAUACAAUCAUGGAGUUCUAGUAUAACCAUACAGAUCAAAAAUUAGAUUACUAACAUCUAUUCUCUUAAUAGUACUUAGAAAGUAAAUUUUAUCAUAUAAUUUUUUAGAAAAUUUUCUUGUUUAAAAACUAGUACUUAAUUGAGUUUAGUAAUAUUUCUUGAAUUAUUACUCAGAAUAUUUAUAUCUCAGUGA